This is a messenger RNA of Letharia lupina, 384 nucleotides long. RefSeq lists its product as uncharacterized. The coding region runs from base 1 to 384 and encodes 127 amino acids. The transcript is spliced from 2 exons. Lineage: Eukaryota; Fungi; Ascomycota; Lecanoromycetes; Lecanorales; Parmeliaceae. The record is from RefSeq and is a predicted model, not a curated record.
AUGGAAGACCUUCUUCGCGAUGUUUCUUUCGGCCAUCAUCUCAAACAAUCCAAACCCCCACUGCCCAACCAAUCCCUCCAACGCGAACCUACGCGAGCCAUCCAGAAUUUCAUCCUCAACAAACACAUCACCGCACCAGUACCGCCAGAUUCAAAUCCCUGCACCCACCGUCCUGUUGCGCGAUCGCCAGAGAGAGAGAAGAAGGAGGAGGAGGAGGAGGAGGAGGAGGAGGAGAAGAAGAAGAAGGAGAGGAAGAAGAAGAGGAAGGAGAAGAAGAAGAAGAAGAAGAAGAAGAGGGAGAAGAAGAAGAGGGAAGAACAAACAAACGUCGAGGCUGCGGCGAGAUUCUCGCUCUUUGUCGGUGAGGAGAGAGGGAUAGGGUAG